GAGCACCUGGCCCGCCUGGCACAGAGGAGGAGGGCCUGCCUGGGAAGGGGCGCAGCCUUGCACAAAGCCACGCCCCUUCCAGCCUUGCGCGGGGCCAGGCGCGGAGGUAGCAGGCUGGGGACCCUCCUAGCCCUGGAUCGGGCCCCGUGAUGAGCACCCACGGGAAGCUGCGCAAGGCUGAAUAUGACGCGCAAGUCAAAGAACUACGUUCCCAGCUGGGUGAGCAACUGCGGGGGCUGGAGACUCAGGCAGAGGCGAAACAGCAGUUGCUGCAGGACCUGGGUGACUUCCUGCGGCGCAAGGGGGAGCUGGAGUUGGAAUAUGGGCGUGGACUGGAGCGAGCAGCUGAGCGCCUGGGAGCCCGGCUGCGGGAGCACCCUGCAAUGCGGCGAGGGGACCAGGACCUGCCAUCCGGGCUCCAGUGCUGCCAGGCUGUCCUGCUCCAGGCACGCCAGGCUGGGCGGGAGCAUGGGGCCCUAGGUGAGGCCUGCGUGGGACCCCUCAACCUGGCCCUGGCACAGCUCAGCGAUGAUGUGGGGCGCCUAACCAAGAAGGCCAAGGAGCUGCAGCAGCGCAGCCAGGAGGACCUGCUGGCAGCAGUGGCCGAGGUGCAGCCGGCCCUGCGCACCUACCAGGGCUACCAGGCAGAGGCGCUGAGCGCUGAGGCGAAGCUGCGGGAGGCCGAGCGGCAGGAGGAGAAGCGCCGGGGUCGUCCCAACCCCUCCAGCGCCCCCCCGGGACCUCCAGCGGGGGUCGGCGCCAAAACUCCGCGGAGGGGCUCAAUGACCAAGGGGGAGCGACUGGUGGAGAAGCGCCUGGUACGGGCGCAGGAGGCACAGCUGAAGGCGGCCAAGGCGCGCAAUGACUACCUGCUCCUGCUGGGGGCAGCCAAUGCCCGUCUGCGUGUGCACUUCCUGCAUGACCUCGACCAUCUGCUUGAUUGCUGUGACCUGGGCUUCCACACUGGCCUGGCCCGGACUCUCCAGCGCUACAUGGGGGCUGAGCGUCGGGCCCGGGGUGGGCCACUGGGAAGGCUGGAGGGGCUGGAUGGGGCCGUGCGAGGCCUUGACCCCUCCGGAGACAAAGCCAAGGUCAUGGAGGCCAAUCCCAGUGCCUACUGCCUACCCCCUUCCUUCGAGUACCAGCCCCACGAGGGUGAUGAGGUGGCCGAGGUGGUGGCCGAGGGAUCCCUGCGCGCAGAACUGUCCCAGCGCCUCCAGCAGCUGCAGACCCGCCUUAGUGCUCUUGACCUGGAGAAAGAGGAGCUGAGCAAGACGCUCCAGGCAACACUAGGCAGCCUUGCAGAGCUGAUGGGGACUGAGGAGCAUGAUGGGUUGGAGCUGGGAAUCCAGGAGUCCCAGGAUCUCACCCCCACCCGGACCCCCCCAGGGAAACGCCGGGCCCAGCUGCAAGAGACAGAGAGCUUCUAUCUGGCGAAGCUGAGCGACUUUCUCCAGGACCGAAGCAUCCAGGCUAAGUUGGAGUCCAAGAGGGAUCAGCUGCAGGCAGCACUCAAGCGGGCAGCCUCAGCAGAGAAGCUGGGCAGGACCCCCCAGCACCUGCGGUGUCCUCGGCCCCUGUCGCAGUGUCCUGGGCAGGGCUUCCCCAGUGACCUGGAGACCUUUGUACAGAGCACAGGGGAGCCCAUCCCCCUGGUAGUGAAGAGCUGCAUCCGCUACAUCAACCUGCAUGGGCUGCAGCACGAGGGGAUCUUCCGCGUCCCAGGGUCUCAGGUUGAGGUGUCGGAGCUGCGCAAUGCCUUUGAGAGAGGUGAGGAUCCACUGGCAGACCCUGUGACCCCCAUCAGCCUGGACUCGGUGGCUGGGGCCCUGAAACUUUUCUUCCGGGGGCUGCAACCCCCCCUGCUGCCCCCUGAGCUCUACAAUGACCUCAUUGCCACUGACCAGCUGCCCACUGGCCCCUACCGCCUGGCUCAGCUCCACGCUGUCUUGUCCAAGCUCUCGGCCCCGACGCUUGUGCUGCUGCGCUACCUGUUCGCCUUCCUCAACCACCUGUCCCAGUACAGCGACGAGAACCUGAUGGAUGCGCACAACUUGGCUGUGUGCUUUGGGCCAGCACUGGGGGGUCUUCCACCUGGCACCGACCCCGUGGGGGCUCAGCCCCGGUUCGACGCGGCUGUGGCAGCCCUGGUACUGCAGCCUGAUGCUGCCUUCCCUGCUCCCCCUGCGCUGUCCGGGCCCGUCUACGAGAAGUGCAUGGCGCUACAUGUCGAUGACGGAGACUGUGACUCGCAGCAGCUGGAGGGUGUGGCUGAGGAAGGUGAUGCCCCCCCAGGAACCUCGCCCUCUGCCCUACCCAUAUCAUGUGAUGACCUCCCAAUGGCCCCUGGCCCACAGCGAUGGUGGGGACGUCCGGAGGUGAACGGGGCCCGAAGCCUUAUUCCACAUACAUUUCCUGUCCUGCCUGAAUGUGCCUCUCCUGUGGAUGGUGAGUUCAAGAACCCCCCUACUGAAACCACUCUGGAACCAAGCAGCAGGCUACGGGUAGACUCGUCCGGGACCCAAGGGCGGGGGACGAGCCCUGGGCGUAGACGCAUCACACACUUCACGGAGCUGGGACACAUGCCCCUUUCUGGGGGGGGCCGCGGGGGCCUGCAUGCUGACAGGGCAGAGCCUAAGAGCACUGGGGACCGGCAGGGUCUAGUCCAGACCUUCACAGAGGUGGACAAGGCUGUGAGCAGACACAUGACAUCUGUGUUCCAGGAGCUGCGGGGUCGCGCUGCCCUCAAGCCCCUGGGGGCCCCCAACUCCCCACCUGCAUUCCCCAAGGAGUGAGCCCCAGCCCAGGCUACCAGCUGCCCCUUCCUGUGCUUGCAGGGCUGUCUGCAGAUGUAAUAGCUUAGCCAAUAUGCCUGGGUACAAUCCCCUGCAUGGAAGGGUUGGUUAGAGUAAGCCCAAUGCCUGGGUUCUUUCUCCGCUCAGGGAAUCAUGGGUAGUAAGAGCUGGUUGGACACCUGGGGUCCUGGCCCUGCGGGUGGGGGGGGGG
Molecule: messenger RNA, 3006 nt
Organism: Alligator sinensis (Chinese alligator)
Lineage: Eukaryota; Metazoa; Chordata; Crocodylia; Alligatoridae
Gene: ARHGAP4
Product: Rho GTPase activating protein 4
Exons: 23
Coding region: 150-2795 (881 amino acids)
Biological process (GO): signal transduction; negative regulation of cell migration
Cellular component (GO): cytoplasm
Source: RefSeq, a predicted model, not a curated record